AUGCAAUUUCUAAAGCUUUGGGACUCCAGCCAACCACAGUGAGAGCCAUUAAUGGCCAAAACAUGGAACGGUGCUCUCGUCCUCUCGUCCGAAGACAGCUGGGAUAGGCUCCAGCACCCCUGCGACCCUCGUAUAAGGAUAAGCGGUAGAAAAAUGAAUGAGUGAAUUUCUUAGCCAAUCGGUGCGGUUCUUGCUUGGCCAAAGUAGAAGCUAUUCAAUGAAGUCUUACCAUGGAUUUUCCAAAUGAAACUGGAAGAAAACACAAGAGGAAGGUGAAGUGACCUCAACUUUGACCUCAGUUAGAGUACGUUGUUGUGUGGGAUGCAUUCAAAACCAUCUGGGUUCUUGAUUGGAAUAGAGAAAUUGAAAAAAAAGGCUCCAAGGACUGGAAUAUCAGUGGGAGGAUCACGGAAUUGGACCAGAUCCUAUGUGGUUUUGGUGCUGAGCCUGGACCUCAAAUCACUGUAUCACCAAUAUGACAUGUUUACCUCCUGCGGGGGGAUAUCAAAGGAUACAGUCCUCAGGUCGACCUUAACAAAGUUAUCCGUGCACGGAAGAACGAAGAAAAGACCUGCAAGGACACAAAAGAACAUCAGCGUGAUUCCAGCUUGGGGGAAAGUUCCGUAACUCCGGCGACGAGGCCUCCGAGGGCCGUUGCGAGUCAUACCCGGUCCUUUGGGUUUCCUGUCUGUGAUGCGGCCCAGCCUGAAGAUGACGGCUCGUUCGUACUCCUGCACGAUCUUCACGUCGGAGGGAAAGUCAGUGUGGUGCACAAGCAUCUUUGAAACCACUCAUCCAUCGUCCUACCUUGACGCACAUAAAUAGCGUAACAGGGAAGGUUGCCGCGAUGAAGAGGAGCGAUAUGACCACCAAAAUCCAGCCGAAGCAUCCCAAUCGGCCUGAGGUUUUGUCUGCAGAGGAACAAGAGGAACCUGAGGGGCUUCUCGUCAAACAAGAAGGCUGAUGUUUACCCAGCUUGGCGUGACAUCAUGCAAACAUGGAGCGUUCUCCACAAACAUCAUCUUUACCUUCAACGACCUCCAUGGAGGUGAUCUGCAGUUUACCCUGAGUCACCAUCUCCGCUGUGCUGGACGUUGUGGAGAUCAUGAGACGGCAAAUGAUGAGUGACAGGACGACCAAGGCUUGUGUUUACCGUGGAGGGGCGUGGCCUCGAGGCGGCGAGGGAGCCUUCCCCGUGGGUGCCAACAGGGUGAGGACGGAUACCGAGGGCGAGCUCCCACACCGUGACACCUGCGGAGCACGGGUCAUGAAUAAAGGAUGCAACGUCGGCCGAGCCGUGCAACCCGACACCUGGAGACGGCGCCCGUCGGCCUGCGUAACCUGAGAGUUCAGCUUUUCGCGUGUACGUGGAAGCUAAAAUUCCCGAGCUUCCGAUGGAACUCGAACGCCUCCUGAACUGCUGGGAACCCCUAUUCACUGCAACUUUCAAGAUGGAGACUCUAAGCACGAGCGUCAGAUGCGUCAAAUCAUUUUCACCGUACAGUAGAGUCUCGAUCUGCUGACAUGUUUGUGCCAGAACAAGUGUAAAAGUUCUUAUCUUGUGUUUUUGGAUCAUCACAUCUUCGAAUAGGCAUAAGCUAACGAGCUAGCUGACAAGAGAACAUCAACAACCAAUUAAAUUUGUUUGUGGGAGUAGGCCUCAAACUUUUUCCGGUUGUAGUCGCACAAUUGUGACGUAAUUUGUGGGGUACUCUUCAAUUGUAUGGUAGUAAAGCCAGUUCUUAUUGCUUCCAACGUCAUUGCAUUUUAACCUUGUACUCAAUUGUAGCUUAAUGUGUACAAUAACUACAAGUAUUAGUGGAUAUUACUGGACUCUCAAAGAGGUUCACCAGCAUCAAGAUCCAACCAGGUCCGCCCACAAAAUGCCAUUCAUUGGUUCCCUGCCGCUGUCAGUCGCCGGUGGGCGGGGCCUGCCGCCAAACAACAGUUCCAGUAAAAGUCCAUGCUGACAACACUCAGAGUCAACAGGCUGCACGCUAACAUCUCCGUGCACUGACACGAGCUUAUUUCUUCUGCGCUUCUUUUUUCUCGCAUUUUUUUUUGUCACUGUCGGCUGAAAUUUGUGAAGCAGUUUGGGAUGUGACUUCCAGAGCAUACUUUUUUUUCACCCCAGGCGGAGCUCCGCGUUUCCCGGACGUUUGUUUACCGCUUUUUCGCCACCCAGCAAAGUUGCCAGCGCGGUGAGCUCGCACGUUUUUUACAUGACAUUGUAACACUCGGCUCCAUCAUCUCUCAACCAUGGCGGAAGCGGCCCAGCAGCCACACCUGGUGGAGAUAGACCCGGAUUUCGAGCCCCUACCCAGACCCCGAUCAUGCACUUGGCCCUUGCCCCGGCCGGAGUUCAUCAACCCGGGCGACUCCAACACCUCCUCGCCGGUGCCGUCUGUCAAGCAGGAGCCUUCCGGCAACGUCGAGUUCAUCAACAACCUCAGCCUCCUGGAGGAGAGCGAGGACUUCUCCGAGCAGAAGCCGGUGCUCCUGUGCACCGACUUCCAGUGUCAGGAGACGUGCCUCCACCAGCAUCCCCCCACCCAGCAGCAGCAUCAGCAUCACCCCAACCAUCAGCUCCAGCAGCAGCAGCAACAGCAACAGCAGCAGGUGCCCCUGCUCUCCUCCCCGGUCACCUCGUCGUCCUCGGCCGCCGCGGCAGCAGCAGCAGCCGCUGCCCAGAGGAAGAGCAGCUCCUCCCGGCGGAACGCAUGGGGGAAUAUGUCGUAUGCAGACCUCAUCACCAAAGCUAUCGAGAGUUCCCCCGAGAACCGACUAACUCUGUCUCAGAUCUAUGACUGGAUGGUGAAGAGUGUGCCUUAUUUCAAGGAUAAAGGGGACAGCAACAGCUCUGCAGGAUGGAAGAACUCCAUCAGACACAACCUGUCGCUGCACAGCCGCUUUGUCCGCGUGCAGAAUGAGGGCACGGGGAAGAGCUCCUGGUGGAUGCUGAACCCCGAGGGAGGGAAGAGCGGCAAGUCCCCCAGACGCAGGGCGGCCUCCAUGGACAACAACAGCAAAUUCACCAAAAGCAGAGGACGGGCCGCCAAAAAGAAGCUGUCCAUGCAGGGCGGCCCAGACGGCGGCGCCGACAGCCCGGGCUCCUACAACAAGUGGCCCGGCAGCCCCAACUCCCACAGCAACGACGAUUUUGACGCCUGGAACAGCUUCAGGCCUCGGACCAGCUCCAACGCCAGCACCGUCAGCGGCCGCCUGUCGCCCUUCAUGCCCGAGGACGACCUGAGUGAGGCGGACGUGCACAUGGGCUACCCGGGCGCCCCCGGGCCCAAGAUGACUGCCACGCUGCCCAGCCUCACAGAGAUGACCGGAUCCUUGGGACACAGCUCGGAAAACGUCAUGGAGAACCUUCUGGACAAUCUGAACUUGCUCUCGCCUAAUAACUCUCAGGUUGGAGGAGGGGCGACGACCCCCGGAUCCUCCCAGUCCUCCCCUUCCCCUAUGAUGCAACCCAGCCCCGGGUACCCGUCAUACAGCUCCCCUAGCAUGGUGUCGCAGGCCCCGCAGGAGUACCGUAAGUGCGUGUACGGUCAAGCGGGGCUGAACGCCUUGCCGCCCAUGAGCAUGCAGACCCUGCCGGAGAGCAAGACCGCCUUCGGGCCUGCCAUGAGUCCGUACAGCUGCUCUGCCGGGCUUUUGAAGGAGCUUCUGACGUCAGACACAGACCAGCAUGGAGACCUCCUUCCGUCAGUGGACACGGUGGUAACUCAGUCCAGCGGGGGCCGCAUGCUGCCACCAUACAGCGGUGGCCAGCACGGGGCCAAACUCAUGGCGGGGGGGAACGGCCACCAUCACGGUCUGUCCCAUCCUCGCCCGCACAACGUGCGAAGCCAAGCCCCGCCCACUUCAGCAGCCAUGAACGGCCGCUUGCUCAUGUCUCUCAACCACAGUGGCGGCACGGCGCGACCCCCUUCUUCCACCAAAAGCCCCAUGCAGAUGCCUUACGGCCUCUCAAGCCACCUCAGCGGCGGCGGCGGCGGCGGCGUACCCGGCGCCUUCUGCCCCAUCAACACCAACGGAUACGGACGCCUGGGCCUGGCGCCGCCCUCCCACUUGGAGAAGCUGCCCAGCGACCUGGAUGACAUGUCCAUAGAGAAGUUUGAGUUUGACAUGGAGACCGUUCUCCACGAAACUCUCAUGGACGGGGACUCGCUGGACUUCAACUUUGAGCCGAUGGUGACCCAGCAAGGCUUCCCCCACGGGGUGAAGACCACCACGCACAGCUGGGUGUCUGGCUAGGAGGACUGAAACGGUGAAGAAAUGGAAUCGGUUGGACUGAUCUUUGGGUGGUAAGACACAAGCUUUCAAGAUGAAACCAAGACCAAGUUCCUGUAUCUUGGACAUUCCUGCUUAAAAACUUUUCACGUCACUUUACUACAAAGUGCCAGCUUUUAAUCUACUGGAAAUAUCAAUCCAUACUAACUCAAGUGCCAAACAAUUUGCCUUAACAAUGGAGCCAACGCACGUCAUCCAUGAAGGUCGAACAAAGGCACCUGGAGUUUGUGGUUCCCUCGCGUGGCACCAAGACUGCAGGGUCCUGCGUUUUUUUUUCAUCGAGAUGAUCCAGUGGCCUUCAAGUUCCACCUUCAUAGAUGACUGACAAGCCAAACAUCAUCUCCAUCAUCAGCAUCAAGGAAAGCCACGCAGCAGCAGCACGUGGCUCCUUGGCCAGCGUCUGAAUGUAAAUACCACGCCCUGGACGCCGUCGGGAUCAGGUCGUGUGAUUACGUUUACAGAGCAGAAGCCACAAACCGAGCGAAAACUGGACCAUUUAUGAUGAUUCGAAUGAUUAUUUUUAUAGUUUUUGAGCCGCUUUCUCGCUCUCUUUCUCUUCUUCUGAUUGUGUAUAUACCUUUAAGAGUGUACAUUAACAUGAUAGAGUACCUGUUGACUAGAUUGUAGUAUAUAUUUGAGAGGUAAAUUAUUGUCUUUAAUAUAGAUUAUUAUUGUGGUGCGCCGCCUGCACUCGGAACCUUAAUACCACAGGGGCCUAUUUAAGUAGUUCUUGAAGGGUUUUUUUAUUGUAUAAAUAUAUACAUACACAGUAGAUCCAACACAUAUUUGCCACCCCGCAAAAUCAAUAAAUCUUUGUUUUUUUGUGCUUAUAAUCUCAAUAAGUAGUGGUUUUAUUGGUGGAAUACCAUAUUGGAACAAUGGAAAUGUAACACACGCACUACACACCGAUACACAUAGACUGUUUCAUGCUUCUUUGCAUCCUGCAAGGGAGGGGGGGGCACCAUGGAAUCAAUUAUACUUAGCCUAGGAACGCUAGGAAUAGGGUUCUCUCCGGGCAUAGCUUUCAUCACAUUGCCGGCUUUAUUGCAUAGAACAAUGGCAAGAACAGAGUGAGCCGUGUUCUCGGUCACACAGUCUCUGGGUGGGUGGAGGCGGGGCCGCUAGCAUAUACACACACACUGAGUUGAACAUCCUAGAAAUGAAAGUAGAUUUCAAUAUACUGUCAAUAUUUUUUCAUGGUACUUUUCCUAAAAGUAAAGUGAAUAUCUGUGGUGACACCCGUGUCUGUUUGGGUGUCAGCUUUUAUUUCCGUCUAUGUGCUGCAGCUUUUGGUGGCACCGUGAGUGAGUGAGUGAGUGAGUGAGGGAGGGGUUGGGUUCGAUGACCUCCUGCUGCUUUGCGUUAGCGUAUCAAGAUGGACAUUUCAUUACCAUGGCCGACUCAAGUAGUCGCCUUUGUGGGUGCCGAGACCGUAAGCCCUGCCAAUGUGGUGGUGGGGGGGUUGAUGGAGUGGGGGGGGGUGGACUGUAUAGUUCCGUAAAAAUACAGUGUCUAUUGGAAAGUCUGUUUAUUUCAAUAAUUUAUUCUGUAGAGUCACUACACAUGUAUGUAUUUCCUUCAUCAUCAUUUUGAUGACUACAGUUCAUAAUAUGUGAUAUUAGAAUUAUUACAAUAUUAUAUUGUCAUCAAAGAAUGAACCGCAAAACCCUCCUGAGCCUUUAAAGUGGUCUCUCAGUCCCUGUUGAAGUCCAGGAAAUGUGAGCAGGAUCUUCUCAUUUCUUGACAUGCAGAAGAUCCAUGGUCCUUCAGACCAAGGAACCUUCCCUCUCUUUCCUUCGUAGUCAUAGGUCGCUUUAGUCCAAAAGGGGCGGGCCUAGUACGGUUUUAUCAAACCGGCUUUGAAGCUUCGCUUCUCCUUUGCAGGGGGUGGUAUUUCCUCAUCAGGAGCCUCAUCGGUCCUCCAUGCUGCGUUUGCAUUGUAGCCCCUCCCACCAUCAGCUUGCCCAGCAGGAUGCGCCUUGAGGGUCCACUUUGAAUUAUUUUGAAAAUACAAACUUCAGCAGGCAUCUUUAAGCAUUUGCAAACUUUACUUUUAUGAACAUCGCAGGAUGGGGGGGGUUGAAAAAAAUUUUUCUUCAUUUUUUUAAGCUGUUGCACUAUAAAAAAUUUUUUGUUUUUUUUUAAAUCCCGCUCUAUGUUCUGAUUAGGGUUGGGGAGGGGGGGUCCAUGUAUGACAUAGACCCCACAAAAUGUUAAGUUGAUGGUGGGAGGGGCUAAGAUUCAAAUAGAGAAUGGAGGAGGUUCCAGUCCACUGGAAAAAAAAAAUCUUUAUUUUUUUAACCCUAACCCUGCAGAAACAUAGUCCAGAAAACAUUUGACUUUACAAACUUUCAGCCAAUCAACAGACUGCAACUUGUAUCUGGCUCCGCCCUUUCAGCGUGGUAUGGCCGCACGGGUGACGCAGUGGCCCCCGCUGCCUUGGUGGUUUAUUGUUCUUAUUUCCGUCGGUGUAUGCUAUAGGCCGUACAUAUGACCUAUGACCUCGCCAAGAUACAAAGUGCCUGCUAACUUCCAUCCAUCCAUUUUCUAUGCCGCUUAUCCUCACUAGGGUGGCGGGAAACUGGUGACUAUCCCAGCUGUCUUUGGGGCGAGAGGCGGGGUACACCCUGGACUGGUGGCCAGCCAAUCACAGGGCACAUAUAGACAAACAACCAUUCACACUCACAUUCAUACCUAUGGACAAUUUGGAGUCGCCAAUGAAUCGUGUGUCACCCUGUGUUGACUUAUCAGGCGUGUACAUUGGCAUCGUCAGUGACCCCCCCAACCCCCACCCCCACCAAGCGGCCGUUUUUAUUCCACCAACAACCACAUCCGUCGCCUUGAGCUGGGAGUUUUGGUUUUUGAAAUGAAAUGACGGAGGAUGAUUUCACAUUUUUACUUUUCUUGACGUUUCAAAGCCUUGAAAACUGCCAAAUUUCUACCUAUUGAUAUGUUGACAAUGAUGAUGAUGAUUAUUAAUUAUGAAAUCUAUUCGUGCCGGUCACUCAAGUCAGCAUGAAUCCUCGAAGUCGAAGUUUUUUUUUUUAUCGGAAGAAGAGCUGUAAAUGAUAUCUAAAUCUAUGCAUUGUAUUUCUUCAUGUGGCUUACUCUGCACAGAGAUUUUAUUGUAACGUAGCGCUGUGACAUUCUGGUGUCGUCGUCUCCGCGUUCUACGUCAUCGUGUGGGGGCGGGCGGGACGGUCGGGGGGGGGGGGGGGGGUGAAUUUAUUUAGAGAGUAGACAAUGCAGUGAUUUAUAUGCUAAGCUUUUGUAAACUGACAAUGUUGUAUUUCUUGUAUUUAGCGCAAAUAAAGCUCAUUAUUAUUCCAUGAUAUGACAUUUCUAUAUUCCGCCUUCACAAUGCAGAACCCGUGGACCAAUUCUUUUGUAGAUAUUGAAAAAUAUAUAAAGAAAAAAAGAGAACAUGCACUUGUACGUACAUUUUAUAGCAAAAAAGUGCAUCAUCCCACAGAGAAGCAUCUGUUACAUUAACUUAUAUGGCGGAGAUGCAUUGAAAGUGUGCCGUGUCAUUUGCAAUCAGUACAAAUAUGUUACUUAUGUUCUAUAUACAUGUAUUCAAGCCUGAAUAAAUGUACUUACGUGUUCAAACUCUGACCUUUCUUUGCUCUUUCUUUUACCGAGUGACUUACUGGGAAACUAAAAUACUUUUUUUUUAAUAAUUGACUUCAUAGAAGAAUG
Doryrhamphus excisus (bluestripe pipefish) is the source of this 8001-nucleotide messenger RNA. NCBI's taxonomy places the organism in Eukaryota, Metazoa, Chordata, Actinopteri, Syngnathiformes, Syngnathidae. The record is from RefSeq and is a predicted model, not a curated record.